Molecule: messenger RNA, 13313 nt
Organism: Pocillopora meandrina
Lineage: Eukaryota; Metazoa; Cnidaria; Anthozoa; Scleractinia; Pocilloporidae
Source: the annotation of a GenBank genome assembly
GAUUCUUUUCAAGUUUGCUACCUUGAACUUGAAUUAUCGGACGAUUUGCAAGAGUCAUCUUUCUUUCAAGAAGUUUACUUAAGUGAUUAGUAAUCAAGAAUUUUACGUCACGAAGUACUUACAAGAAUACCUCUCUUUGCACCGUUUGUUUUGUUUUGUUUGGAUAAUUAGCAUUCUCUUCUGCAACGAUAGCUGAGAUUCUCUUCACAGGGUCGUUAACAACCCGUUAAAAUGAUCUGAAAUCUUGCUAAGUAUUUCAAACGGAAAUCUCCGUACUUAACCGUACUGCCAAAAGUGGAAUUUUAGACAGUUCGGCCAUGUUGCAACGGGCUUAAUAUGAGGCGAUGGGGUGGCCUGAAGAGUUGUUUCUCUGUGGAGUGCGAAGGAAAUGGUGAAAUGGCUGUUUUCGACUUGCGGCACUGCAAUCUGACUUCAGUGCCAACAGACAUUUUUAAGGCCGAGCCAAACCUGGAAGAACUUUACCUGGAUGCCAAUCAGAUACGAGAAUUACCGAGGGUAUUUGAGAAGUUUAUUUAUUCUUCGAAUACUUUUUGCUGGGUCGCUUUGGUAAUUGUCAUUUUCGGUGGUGUUGUUAUAAAAACAUACUGAAUUUUGUCUUUGUUCGCUGUUUGCCACAGGCUUUGUUUGGGCUGCAGAGUUUGCUAAUUCUUGGUUUAAGUGACAAUGAGUUGACCGUGUUACCAUCAGCUGUUUCUAACUUAGCGAACCUUAGAGAAGUUGACAUAAGCAAGAACGGUGAGUGCAGGAAAACUACGUUUCUGAAAUUUAAGAUGUGUUCGAUCGCCAACUUAAAAGAGACCGAUUUUUAUGGUUUAUCACUUACACGAGAUCUCGACAUCAAUUUUUUUCUUCAAGGUAUCAUUGAUUUACCAGAGAGUCUUAAAAACUGCAAAUGUUUAGAGCAAUUUGACGCAAGCGUAAAUCCGAUUGGAAAGUGAGUAAAUUUGUACAUAAAUUCUCUGUAAUGUCUAUUCCUUUAUCUGUUCAUCUAUUUGCAUGAGGAAUUUAAAAACAUCUCUUCUAAAUGUUAUAGAGAGCCGUUCUUUGUUUAUUGUAGUAUAUUAGAUGUGUUAGAUUAUGUUUUAGAGGUGUUAAUAGCAGUUGAUAUUCAACAGAAGUAUUUAGUGCCCAAAAAAAUACAUUUUGGAAAUGAUCCAAUUAAGUUAAUACUUAAUACUUAUAUUUAGCCUUGAUAUUAAAUUACUGUUAUAAAAUGUUUCAAUUUGUUGUGUUUGAUUUUAAAAUAGCUUAAUGAAGGUCUUUGAAACUUGAAUUUUUUUAAAAUGAAAACAAAUGUGCCCAUUUAUUGGUUUAAGAGAAUGAAAAUAUCAGCAGGAAACAAUUACAUUACUCCAGUAUGUUUUAACAUUGCAUUUAAUUUAGUAAGAUGCAAAGCGAAUGACCCCUUGGACGGCACUUGUUAUGAAAAAUUUUAUUCAAAUUUCAGCAGAUCUCAAAGGAUUGAUUAGCAAUCUGCUUGAAUUUUCAACAUUUUUUUUUUUCAAAAAAUAUCAGUGAAAUAUAAGUCACGUAGCCUUAAAUGAUUCCUUUUUCCUGAUAUAUUCUCCGCUACAGGUGGCAGCCAAUUUUUUAUUUUUUAUAGGGGUUUCUAUUACUCAUCCAGUAUUCAAACACUUCUACCUCUGGCUUUGAAAUCUGUUACUUGCAUGUUUAAAUCCUUGAAAACAGCAUUUGUCAAGUUUUAAAUUGAUAAUUGCAAGUUUUCUUUUGUUGUGGCUGAGUAAUCAAGCUACCCCACUUUAAAGUUGUUGUUUUAUCAUGGACAAUUAGUGAGCUAAAAUUUUGACUAGCUGCCAGUGUUUUUCUGCCAGGUACUGGUAGUUCCCAGCAGAUCUUAAAAUGUGACAAUGAAAUUUAUUUCUCCCAUCUUAACGUUUUCUUCUCUUUUGGAUAUGAUACAUGCUGUGAUAGGUCAGCUUUGUGCCACCUUUCCACUGCCGUGGGUCUUUUUGGCUCUUUACAUUUUUGCCGUGUUGCUGUGGGAAUUUUAUUUGAUAAAUAUUUGAUAAAUUUAUCUCACUUUCUCAGUCUGUUCCUUGAGAGAAACUUGUUGAUUUAAAUUCUGUUCACUUCUUAGCUUAGGGAAACUACAUUGAUUUGUUGUUAUAUUUUAAGUUUCUCUUCAUUUUGGUUUUUUCCUUGCAGAAUUCCUGAUGGAUUUACUCAGUUGUUAAAUUUGACACAUGUGUAUUUGAAUGAUGCUUUCUUGGAUCGUUUACCAUCAAAUUUUGGAAGGUAAAAUGGUAAUUUGUUAUUUAAUACACAGUCAGUUAUAUUAUCAAAAAAAUCAGCAUUGCUGUGAAGUUUCGAGUGUGACUGGAAACUUUACUAAAGGAGAGGGGGACUCUGUUGUUAAGUCAAUGUAUGGGCUUGUGUGGUGUCAAAGUUAUGGUUUUUCAUCUCUUUGGAUGUGAGGAUCCAUAAAUAUUUUAACAAUUUGUGUUUGAAGCUUGGUAAAAUAUGGAAUCAUCUCACCAAUUGCGAAUAAAUUUUUAUAAAGUUCAAGGUCAUUAAUUAUUCUGGUCUCAACAGUUCAACCCUUUAACUCUCAGAUCAAAUUUUUAAUUCUCCUUACUGUCAACCAUACAAUUUUUAUAAUGUUAGUUCAGAGAAUUUAGUAUUGGAUCAACUAAUUCAGUAGCCCCAAAUUGAUAUUGUUCUUUAUUCUCAUCACUUAUCUGGUUGAUACUGUAUUGAUAUUGUAAGGAGAAAUUCUUUCUUGGUCACUUAUGGGAGUUAAAGGGUUGACUCCCCCUAGUGGCAUCAAGGCAUAAUGUCCUCUUACAAUAUCAAUAAAUAAAGAGAAAACAAGUUUUGAGAAUUAAUAUAAAUAUAAAUUGGAGGAUAAUAUAUUAUUGAUUUAAUAUCAAAUUAUCCAAACUAACAUCAUGAGAAUUAUAUGACAGACGAUAAGUAGAAUUAAAAAAUGAAAUAUUGGUGCUGAAAGGAUUAAAGGAUGCCAAAAAUCUCUUAAUAUUUCAAGGGUUUUUAAAAACAUACUCUGUUAUCUAAUAUCAGAAUUUUGAAAAUAUUGCAAUUUUCUCUAGUCUUGAUUUUGUAUCCCUUCCAGGCAAGUUGUUUAUUAAUUUUUUUUCACUUACUUAUUUUUAUCUGUAGAUUAUCAAAGCUGAAGAUUCUAGAACUGAGAGAAAACCACUUGCGAUCAUUACCCGAGUAAGUGCUGUUGAGUCCUCCUCUUCCCGGAGUGUCCAAGAUGUAAUUUCUCUUUACAAUGCAAAUCAAACAAGUUAAAUUUCUUUUUCCUCAUUUUAGGUCAAUGUCAUAUUUUACACAACUAGAAAGACUUGAUAUUGGAAGCAAUGAAUUUAUUGAAUUGGUAUGUGAAAUAAUUUUGAAAGUUAUUGACUUGAAGAUUCUUGAAGAGUGUUUAUUUUAGUUUUUUCUGUUUUAGCUUUGGACUGAUUCACGAUGAAUUUUUUUUUUAACAGCCAGCUGUUGUUGGUUGUUUGGUAAACCUGAAAGAACUUUGGAUGGACAAUAAUGGAGUCAGAGAACUUCCACCAGUAAGUAGUGAACCUUAGAAAUAGGGCUGGUCAUGGGGUAAAAUGCUCUCUUAUUGAGCAAGGUUGGUAGGAACAGGAUAAUAUUUGGUUUUUCAUUGUGAUCUAUAGAGCUCCCUCUGCUCAAUCUAUGUGCCAUGGCCAACACAAUGCUUUUCCGGCAAAGCCUGCCCUCUUGGUCGACAAACACACAAGGCUAAGUACUUGAGACCCAAGUAAAGCAAGGAAAAUUAUAAUAGAAAAUUUAAUCCCCAAAAUUCUCAUUGCCUGUACUUAAAAAUAUUAUUUGCUUUUCACAAGUCUUUGUGGAAAUUAUUACAUUUACUAUUUUAUUCACUUUUUUUCAGGAAAUAGGAUUGCUUCGUCAACUUUUGUUUCUUGAUGUUUCCAAAAAUAGACUGGAGCGUCUUCCACCAGAAAUAGAAUGUUUACAGUCACUGACUGAUCUUUACUUAUCCAACAAUGUGUUGCUUGAAUUGCUUGAUAAUAUUGGUAGGUUUCCCUAAAACUUCUGAACUCUUGAUAUACUUAUUACAAUUUUGCUUUCAUCUUUUCUCUGUUGCAGUCAGUAAUACUAAAUCAUACAAACAUGCAAACAAAAAAAUAUUCAAAAGAAACAAACAGUACGCAUAUAAAUCAAAACGAUGGAAUUUUAGUUUUGUAGCAUAUCACUAACCUUGUGCUGCUUACAAGGUAGCAGGUUCUUUAAAAGAAAAUGGAACAAAUAUGAUCAAAUUUUAAUGUAUUUUUAUUCUAAAUAUUGCUCUCUUGAUUUAUUAUUGAGGAAGUCUUGCAUCCUUAAAUGUGUUUGUUUGUUUUAUUUUUUUACAUUAGUAGCCAUUUAGCUUCACCAGAAAAAAAAUUGUCAACAAAAAUUUGUUGCCCACUGCAUGCUGCCAACAAACAUAAGAGACAAAAUAAUGACAGAAGUUCUCAAUGUUUGUCAUGGUAAAUUAGCACUAACUAAGGGUAGCCAAUGGUUUCUUUAGCACCCAGUUGUUUAAGGCUGAUUGUUAUAAAAUAAUUAUUUCCAUCACUCUUUUGUAUCAUGUAGGUUCCCUUGGGAAUCUACAGACACUUAAAGUUGACGAGAAUCACCUUGCUGAACUUCCAGCAAGUAUUGGAAGGUAAUGAAACUCACUUUAUUAUCUUGAUACUAGUUGUUCAAAAUUUCAAAUUUUUGUUCAGCCAGCUAUGGGUUUCUUUAUCAGGGUUUUAUAAUUACUGUUCAGAAUUGUAAAUAAAAUUGAAUUGAAUUGAAUUUGUUCAUUUGUAGACUCUCUUAUCUGGAAGAGCUAGUCAUAAAUCAUAACGAGUUAGAGGUGAGGCUAGCAGUUCUUUGGGGAUUGUUGUAACUCUAGACAUUUUAUUUUUUUAUGUUAGUUCCAAGAAAUGUUAAGUCGUAGGAUUUGAAAAUAAUUUGUUGCAGAGUUUGCCAGCUUCCAUUGGACUCUUGAGAAAACUACGCAUCUUGUAUGCCGAUGAAAACUUCCUAGAGGCAAUUCCUUUAGAGGUAUUUAUCUCAAAUUUUGUACUUACCUUGCAAUACAUCAUUUCUAAUUGCCAACUAGUUUCUAAAGUUUGAAGCCUUGGAAAAAUUUUUCAUUUAGUACAGCAAUGAUAAAUUCUUUCUCAUACUCGAGAUCUCAGAGCUCAUUUCCUUAAACAUUUCUCUCGCUCGAGAAAGGGCUAAACUGAUGAAUGUCAGUAACUACAUAAUUGUUUUAUUUUGUGUAUUAGUUAGGUAGCUGCAUAUCAAUGACGAUAUUAUCACUACGUGACAACAGGCUUGUGCGGAUCCCAGAUGACAUUGGUCGCAUGCCAAACCUACAAGUUAUAAACCUUGCCUGCAACAGGUGAAGAACAUUGUUUUAGCACUUGGUAUUCAUGUCCUGAGCCCAGUUAUUCAAAUGGCAGAUAAUACUAUCCAGCAGAUAAAUAUUAAAAAAAUAUUAUGCGCUAUCCACUGGAUAAAGAUUUAUCCAGUGGAUAGCAUUAUUAACCCUUCAAAUAACCAGGGCCUGUUCUUUAAUGUAAUGUCACUACUGAGAAAAUCACUUUUCUUGUAAUCAACAGAUUAGAGUGUUUGCCUUAUACAUUCAGGAAGCUGACUACUUUAAAAGCUCUGUGGCUCUCAGAAAAUCAAGUAAGCCCAAGUUUUUACACCUGUAUGUAUCUAGAGAGAUAGCUGUAGGCACUUAGGCACUCAAACUGUCAAAAUCUAGGCACAUACUCCAAACAAUUUUCAAUUAUUUCACUUGCUUUUCAAUUAAACUUACCUGAGAAAAACUUGUACUUUUGCAUGUUCUGAAGAGCUUUGUUGGCAAUUAGGUACUGAACCAACCUGAAAUUUUGACUGCAGCCUCUUACAGGACACUGCUGUAAUAAUGCAGAGUUAAAGAAGUCUCAGUUUCUUAAGUGUCAUGACUCUCAGAAAAUCAGGUGGCACUGUGCAAAGAUUUUAAAGGUUAUUAUUAUUGUUAUUAAUGAUAAAAAAAACACACCUUUCAUUUCAGUCCAAGCCAAUGGUUCCUCUUCAAUCAGAUUUUGAUCAUGGUACUCAGUCACAUAUACUGACUUGUUAUAUGUUUCCACAACAACCUCCAGCUGAUGAAGGUAUAUAUACCAGCUGGUUUACAUCAUACUAAACUUUAUGUUUAUAUCUCCACUGACAUUACUAUUGAUUUACUGCUGACAGUAAUCUACAGUUGUUUAGUAAAAUUAGCCAGCAGUUAGUUACCAUUUAGGGUUUAUAUGGCUUCCCUGGGCAUCAACCCUUUAACUCCUGUGGGUGACCAAGACAGAAUUUCUCCUGACUAUAUCUAUACAAUAUCACACAGACAAGUGAUGAGAAUAGAGAAGAAUAUCAAUUAUGGGAUUACUAAUUGAUUCAAUACCAAAUUCUCCAAACUAGUAUAAUGAGAAUCAUUUGGCAGACAGUAAGGAGAAUUACUAGUGAGAUCUUGGGAGUUAAAGGGUUAACUCAAGAUAUGAACUGUAAAACUUCAUACUCUAUGACUUGUACUUUUCAGUAACAUCUGCUCACUUUAAAAUUUGAAGAAAACUCUAGCUAUCAUCAAAUUGAAAAAACAUACCUGUAUUGUGAAGACACCAGCCUAAGUGUGUCUGUUCUUUUAAUCUUGUCUCCUUUCCUCGCUCAAAGCAUUUUAAAUUUUUAUUUUUUUAUUUUUUUGGGGGGGUCAGUAUCAGAGGAAUACAGUGAAGAUUCAGCAGGAAGUAUUCCAGCUUCUUUGCUAGAAGAACAAAUUAGACAAAGAUCUUCCAUUGUUUUCAACAUUGAUGAAGAUGAUUACCUGGUAAGUAAUUUCUUAUUCCUUUUUAUCCCUUUUACACCUCACAUCAGUAUUCAUUUUCUCAAUACUGCUCCAUACUUUUCUCUGUAUGUUUCCUUUAGUACUGACAAGGAGAACUUGUUUAACAAUCAAAGUUUCAUAGGUUGGCAAUCAUUUCCUUAAUUCUCAUGAUCUUAAUGAAUGGUUCUUAAUGAAUGGUUCAGUAUAAUUAAUUACUGUGAGAAGAAAUUACAUGCAGGUCACUCUUAGGCUUUUACCCUUUACACUCGAACAUCAGUAUGCACAUUCUCUAUACUGUUCCAUGUGCAUUUCCUAAGGCUCUGUCAAGGAGAAUUUGUUUCACAAUCUAGAGCUUCUUUAGUUGCUGAUCAUGUCCUUUAUUCUCAUGACCUUUGUGUGCAAAUUCAGAGGUGCAUGAUAUUGUAAGGAGAAAUUAGAUGCUAGUCACUUUUAAGGGUCAUAGGGUUGAAGUGUUGAGUGCUUGAUACCAUACCACUUAAUUGUAAAAUGAGCAUCUUCUUGGUUUAUUGAUUUAUUUUUCAUUGCAGACAAGAUUAACAAGGUACCAGUCACCAUAUCCCAAGGAUGUGAAAGAUCGUGCCACACAGUACUUAGCGAGCAGACGGCAACAACAACAGGAGAUAGAGGUAACUCAACCUGUGUUCCCCCCUCAGCACCAGUGUCACCAACAGGAACGACACCAGUAUAGGCACCAGUAUCAGCACAGAAUUCAGCACAUGGUGAGCAUUUCACUCACUCAGCACAAGUUGAGAAUGAUAAUUUCCCAUAUUUACUCUUUUACUUCCAAGAUCUACCGUAGUUUCUUGGUUAUAUGGUGCACUCAGUUAUAACACACACCCCAAACUUAGCAACUUAGUCAAGCCAAGUAAUUCCAAUGCACCUGUGGAAAUUUAAUCACUGGGUGAAUACUAAUACACUAAUAUUGCAACAAGUAAUCUGAUUCCACUGGUGUUGAGAUAUUUAAUUUGUCUAAUAAUUGUAUUAACCCUUGAACUCUUAUGAGUGACCAAGACAGAAUUUCUCCUUAUGAUAUCAAUACAAUAACAAGCAAACAAGUGAUGAGAAUAAAGAAAAAUAUCAAUGAGGGCAUGAUUAGUUGAUCCACUACCAAAUUCUCGAAACAAACAUAGUGAGAAUGAUAUGACAGACAGUAAGGAGAAUAAAUAAUGAUAUCUUGAGAGUGAAAGGGUUAAGGAAGUCAUCAUUGUUGUAAAGAGAGGCAUAGAUCAGGGAUGAUGAUGAAUUUUUGUACUCAUUGUUGAAAAUCAUUGAAAGUACCGUUAACUGACUUUAGUCAACUGACUUUAAGGUUUUUGUCUCUUUGCUUAUCUUUUUUUUUUUUUUUUUUAAGAAAAAGCCGAUUGACUAGUUACUAAAGCAACUGUAAAAAUUAAAAUUUUUUCAGCUCUUGAUCAUUUCUUGAAAACGGAUUGUGAAGCACAGGCAAAGGAGUUAUACUCUUUUGCCUGUGAGAAGAGUUUCCCUGUAGGUGCAGAUGCUGAAAAUAAGGCUUGAAAACACUAAAGAUGUUUUUUGAGACGUUUGAAACUAUUUGCGUAUUGUUCCCUCUAGUAAUUUUAAAGAUUAGACACAAAACAGUGAUUUGGCCCUUGGCAGAAUGCAGAAUGUGUGUAGUUUUAAGACAAUUUUACACUAAUGACCUCUGGGACAAAACAUCACGUUUGAAUCACGUCAUAAAACACUGUUUCUUACAAAAAAUAAAUCUGAAACUCCUGUUAGGCAGUUGGGAAAAAAUCUGGAAAUUCGCAGCUUUUGAAAUUUAUGGAUGCAAAGGUUAUUUUAUGGUUUGAGUUUAACUAUUCUCAAGGACGAAAGCUAUUUCUUCAAAAGACGCCAAUGAUAAGUACGACUUUGACAUCGAUAGACAGUUCAUUCUGAUGACGUAUAUCGGCUGUGAUUUGCUGAAUUUCUUGCCUACUGAGGGUAACGUCAUCAAGGGACAGCCUCGUUUCCAGAAUCCUCCAUUGUAAAAAUGUGGAUACAUUCGUCUGUUGUACAUUCUGUUAUAGGCUCCACAGUCAAACAGCACACACGGUCAGCAGCAGCAGCCACCCGUGCCAGUUGUGGUGCAGUCAGUGGACCGCGGUGAGCUACCACAGCUGACAAGACCCCAAGAGGUGCGUACAGUUGAGGUGCCCUGGUACGAGGAUCAGGUUGGUUCCUAUGUGCUCUCUCAGUUAAGGAGAAACAGUGCAUCACCAACAAAAUUGUCCAAAGUCAAAGGGUUAAUCUCAUAUAAUUUUAUCCAUCUCUAUUUAUGUGUAGGCCAGGUUUCUUUCUUUCUUUUUUUUUUUUAUUUUCAAACAAGUUCACCCCCUAAUGAACCAUGCUUAAAAUGUUGCCUUUAGUUCCUCAGAAUAAGCAAUUGUUAGGUUACCCGAAUACAACCUCUUUCAUUCACGUCUUUUUAAUGCCAGGUGGCUUUGGAUCACACCGUUGAUUUUCCUAUUAAAUUACUUUGUAUUGUAGUAGAAUAAUACUCGGAUAGUUUAGUUUACAUUAUUCUAAUGAAAUCAAAGAAUCGUAAGUCUUGCACACCUGGAUUGCCAUCAAUAUGAUUAUCGCUGUCAUUCUUCUCAUCAUUGCCGUGUUAUUUAUUUGUUUUCUAGCCUCCAGUCCCCACUCAAACUUCAGAGCAGAGACAAGGUCAACCAGCCGCGGUUGUCCACCCACUGAGCAGCAGUCAAAGGUUGAUAUCAAAUGGUAUCACUCAGCGGAGUAAUACAGGGAACGGCCAGGGCGACCAAAGCAGGGAACCACAGCUUGUUAAAGUAAAUCAGGCCAUAGUGAGAAGCAUACCUGGAGAACGGCUUAUUGGGGUAACUCAAACUUUCAGUUGGAAUCACUGUUGCCCGUUUCCAGGAGAAACAUGACUUUUCCCAUUUCCCAAACGCGUAUCUUCAUGAAGUAUUAUAUCUUAUUGUUUUUUUUAGGGGCAAUCAUCGGGACAAGAGGUCGCAGCUGCCCGCAUUCCGCCCGUAUAUCAGCCUCCCCCACCCUACACCCCACGAGAAAACAGAACCACUCAUCCGCAUUCUCGGACAGGGGGGUCUGAAGGAUCAGUGGAAUCACAGCACUCAUUCCGUGAAGAAAUGCCCAGUGCGUCAUCUUAUCAGGGACGUCCGGGGGCUCGGCUGUGGAGUACCUCAUCUGGUGGGGGCCGAGAGUCAGGGGGCUCCCAAACAGGUGAAAUGCAUUCUUUCAACGAGGAGGAGCCCAGCUUCGUACAAAGUCCCCUUAGGCCUCCUUCGUAUUACGAGGCUACUAAUCAAACUGAUAGAGCACCUUUUGAAAGUACUGUUCGACACGUGUUAUCUUCAUCGCGGUCUGUGCCUAAUUCGGUUGUAAUAAAUGGUUUAAACGGCAGCAAUAGAUCACCACCUCCUCAGUACACUGUACAACCGGAAGCCUUCGCUCAACUCCCUGUCAGACAUAUUUUACCGGAACCGGCAGUUCCUUUAAAUGCUAGUAGGCAACCAGUCGCUCCCGGCAGACCGGAAGUGAAUGGUUCACACACAUUCAACAUUUCGCAGGAAGACGCAGCGAGAUUCGAGAACAGAGUUCGACAGCUUCAACGUGAAAGAGCCAUGGAGCGUGGCGAAGUAAUGGUCGAUGGAACUCAGACGAAUGUCGCAGACAAUCGGAGGCCUCACAACGACGCGUCUUCAAUACGCGUUCUUAACCGGAGCAACUCAUCAGAGUCUCGUAAUUCCGUCCACUCUGUUUCUUCUGCACAAGAGGAGGAAGAUAGUGAACCUGUGGAUAAUGACCCAACCAUUGAACUGGUGAGAACGAUUUAUAUGUCGCUAUAGUGAGUUGAGUGAAGCACAAGCAAUAACUGAGAGUUGAGGAAUGUUUUUUUUUUCUUGGGGGGGGGGGAACGGGAGGAUCUACUAUGUCCGUUGGUCGGAGGAGAGAUGCAAGCUUAUUAGGAGACAUUUGCUCUACUCCUGGAACUCUCUCUCUCUCUCUGCCCCCUCCCCUCCCCUCUCCCCAUCCCUCUCUGGAGCGCUAGAGACACACAUACGUUUUCCUUGCACAAAAAUCACUCAACCUUGUAAUGACCGAAUAUCCUAGAACUCGGAAUGCUUUUUUGCAUGAAACAAAAAUCUCAAAAAAUGGAAUUGCAAUAAAAUGAGAAAAGUAUUUAUAAUUAACACGUGAAUUUAAAAGAAGCAGUAGUAAUCAUUGUUGGAACCGAGAGGAUGGGGGAAUCAUGAGGCCUUCGAGCAAGCCCCUUUAAAUUAUUACCCUUGUUAUCAAUUUUAUUAUUGUUAAUAUUAUUAUUUGUUACCAUUUAAUUAUUUGUUGAAUGUCAAUUAGACAAUAUAUUCUUAAGAAAUCUUCCCCUUUUGGAACAAGGUAAUAUGUGGGAUGCGGCAGGUUUUCUGUUUAGCGGGUGAGAAAUAUUGUGCGGCACUAGCGUCAAUAUACUACUUUUAGUCCUUUUCAAUUGUAUAAAAAUUAAGCUAUGCUAGUAACCAUAUGCAGUCUUCGACUGUCUAUUUUGUUGUUGUUGUUGUUGAAACUUAACUGGAACUGUUUUUUGGUUACACAGAUUCAGGUGGAAGUUUACAAGAAUCCUAAUCUUGGAUUUAGCAUCGCAGGUGGUGUCGGUACCACUUCAAAUCCCUUUCACCCGAAUGACCACAAGGUUUGUAGAAAUUUGGCUGCCAUCGUUUUGGUCAGCGGAGACAAGCAAAAAAGCGGGCGGGCAAAGGAUAAAGGGAGUGUGCCGCCACGCCUCUUCUUCUGCUGUUUCGCUCGUCUCCACUGACUCAAAAGAGCCUGGAACGUGAACUUGCUUUUAAUGUCGCAGAGAUCAUUUUGGUAGAAUUAAUUAGACAAGAGAGUAUAUGGAAAGAAGGAUAGCGAGGGAGAAGGGUAGAAUAUUUUUCCAUUCAAACAUACGGCUUACACUUUCUAUCUUUUUCGUUAGUUUUGUCUUGUAUUUUUUCCUAGUAACCAACCAUUACCCCACUUUUCGAAUGCAAAAGUAGAUUUCACAUUUGUUCAAGAUUCAGAUCUUACCAUAACUGCCAAGAGAUCCUAUUGAGUUGUGUUGAACUAUUUUUGGAAGAUUUUAUUGUGCAGUACUCUGAAUGAUUCGUGUUUGUAUCAGUUUGAUACUAAAAGACAAUGCAGUCUCGGUUCCUCAAGAUAUAAAUUGGCUAUCCCUACAUUUUAAUAUUGUUAGUGUGCUAGUUCUCCUUUUUAUUCCUCUGCAAACUAAGGUUUUCACUCAUAAGUAUCGGGAAAAAUGGAAACGUUGAGCAGCUGGUUUAGAAUAGAGCGGAGACCUCUGGAGGGCAUUUGUAUGUUAACCUUAAAUUCUUUCACGACACAGAGUAUAUAUGUGACUAAAGUACAGCCAGAUGGGCCGGCAGCAUUUGGACUUGUACCCGGAGACAGAAUUUUAGAGGUGACCAAAGCACUUGUGUUUGAUGCCUUUUUUUUUUCGGUGGAGGUGAAGCGGGACUAGUCACAUUUUGUGUUGCAAAUCCUUUGAUACCUUCUCCACACGUACAUACGUGUUUUACACUUUCUUUCCAUGUCAUAGCAGGACCUUUCAUUAAUUACGCGUAAGCUUUUUCUUUGUCAUCAUUCAACCUUCGAGAAAGGACCGUGGAUGAGGCUGGUCACAUGCUUAUGCAGACCAAAGAACGCUGUAUGGAGGGUGGAUCCUCGACUUAAUUUUGUCAUCGGUCAUCGGUGCAUCUCACUCUAUCCACUUAGUAUGGACAAAAAUUUUACAAAGUUGCCCCUCCCUCAUUUUUUUUCUUGAAAUCUCCCAAACUCUGGGAGACAAGUGACCAAGUGACCAGUAAACUAGGGUUCUUCUCGAAGGAGGAAGAGAGAGAACCCUGGGAACGAGGUUGCGUCAUCAUUAAUCAUGGAGGAUUAUUAAACUAUUUUGGUUUCCUUUCUUGUUUUCAUUUUAUUUUUAUUUUCACUUCAGAUCCUUUUCUAAAGAAUCUUUUACCAUAGUUGUUCAUUUUUCAGGUGAAUGGAAUCAACCUAAGACGUGUGACUCACGAGAAAGCUGUGAUGUUCCUGAAACACAACCAAUGUGUGAAUCUACUUAUCGCGCGCAAAAAGGACCAAUCUCGAGCUCCUUGAGAGCAGAUAAGCAAAAAAUAGUCGAACUCAGCGACAUGGAACCGGCAGGAUUGUGACGUCUUACAAACGAGUCGGAGAACAAGAACACAAUGGCAAAUACCACAGCACAGUGCUAUCGUGACCUUGACGAGAUAGCAAGAAAUUGAUGGUCACGCUAAGAGAGCUCAGUCACGCGACACAUCAAAGCCAUACAAGAAACUUACUAACCAUGAGAUUUCGAAUAGGAACAAUUUGUUGCUGAUAAUUUCUUCGAGUUACGUACAUUUUGAACUGC